Molecule: messenger RNA, 2718 nt
Organism: Nasonia vitripennis (jewel wasp)
Lineage: Eukaryota; Metazoa; Arthropoda; Insecta; Hymenoptera; Pteromalidae
Gene: Mpv17
Product: single-pass membrane and coiled-coil domain-containing protein 4
Exons: 5
Coding region: 1890-2444 (184 amino acids)
Cellular component (GO): membrane; cytoplasm
Source: RefSeq, a predicted model, not a curated record
UAAGCAGGUGAAAUUUAGCAAAUAAUUUGAACAAUUACUAUAAUCGCCACUCCAGGCACAUAGGCAACAUUAGCCGCAUCGACUUAUGACAAUAAUAUAAAGUACACUCUGCAUUCAAGGUAACCUACAUCUCAGUAUACAGACAUGAGGCAAUUAAAAGGAAAAACGAAAGAAACAAGCAAACAGAAGAAGGAGCGCAAAAAGGAAUUUCUAGAAAAUAAACAGAGAGUUUUCACUCUGGUUCUGCCAACAGUAGCUGCGAUUUUCGCACUUAUUGUAGCAUAUGUUUAUGUGAAAACACGUCCAAAAGCUAUCGACUACUGACCAAUGAUCUUCAGAAAGUUCUAUUUUUCAUCGCUUUUCUACUUUGAUCAUUCCGGUCCAUUUUUAAUCAGUCACAUAUUAAAGAUUCAAAGCUUGCAUUAGUAACUAUUUUCUCUAAUCAAACAAUUGUUCCUACAAAGAAUUAAAAGAGAAAAAAUAUUAUCAUUGUAUUUAUCUGACAUUAAGUUAAUAAUUUAUAAUAUCUUUAUACAUGCAUCAAAAUCAUUUGGAUGAUCUGUAUCGCUUAAGUUUUUGUCCUAUUCAUUUGUUAGAAUUAACCUAAUAGAAAACAACUAACUGCUCAAAUGUAAAAAUAAAAUGUUUGUCAAAUAUAUCAAGAUAUGGCAAAAAUUUACAACAUUAGAAUCAUUAAAGUUAUGUAAACUUGUAAAAGUCUGUAUGGGUCCAAAGGAAUAAAAGAAGAUUCUAUUUAUGUCUACAAAAAUUUGCCUAUAUAUUUAUAUAGGAUUCUAAACCAUUUUUAAAAUAUUUGAAAUUAAUGACAUUUUAUGUUGAAUUUUCAAAGAUUCAGCCGAGCAAAGAAUGCAUUAUAGCUUUUUAAAAAAAUAUUAGUACAAUAUUAUCAAUGCUGAUAUAUAUUUUUAUUCCAAACAAAUUUGUUAAUGCUGUUAAAAUGUAUAAUUAAUUUUUUAUAAGACUAUAAGCAUAGUGAUAUAAAAAUGUGAAAGUAUUUUUUUUAAUUACUGUAAAUGAACAUGUAUUCUUGAAUAAAUUUCUUGUUCAUUGAAGUUAUUUUUUUCAAGCAUGUGUGUAUAUUUCUUCUAACAAAUGCAGCAAUUUUCGUAAUUUGUUAUGAAUUAAACUAAAAAAAUUAUCGAUGACGUUUAUGUUCUUUACUGUAAAAUUGGCAAUGAGUAAUGUUGCUCAUCGUGUAUGUAAACUAUUUUUGUAACGAAAAACGUCGUGAAUGACUAAUCGAAAUUGAAAAAGCUUUUAUCGUCUGUUCGCCGGUCGCGUUCAAAAAGCUCAUAUCCAUGAAAAAAAAAUACUCGCAACUUAUCGCUCAGUCUCAACUUAAUUAUCUGUCUGUCUUAUCAUCAACGCGAUAAGCCUCUUUUUUACUACGAAAUAUUCGUCACGAAGUCGUGAAAAAACAUUCAAGAUGAAUAUAUGUAUUAUUAUUAUUACUACACAUAUGAUCGGAAACUACCAAAGAAAAAAAAACGAAAUUCCGGAAACCAUGCUGAUACCACGUGAGCGUAUUAGUGGCGGCGGAUAAGCUAUAGAAGGAAAAAUUAUACAAUAAAGUGAAAUGCCGAGGAUAGAGUUCAAGUGUUCAGUGCGGCUAACUAAACUCGCGCUACUAUGUGAAAGUAAUACGUAAUGUCGCUAGAUUGUCAACGGAUAAGAUAUUUAAUUUAAGUCUGAAUUGCGCUAAUUAAAGCAAGCAUUCGAAUACUCUUGCACGCUUCUCAGCAUCGGCGGCCAAAAACAGAAGAAGAUUUGAAAUUAACCUAAAAACCGGCUACGCCAACGCGGAUCACAAGUUUUGCAAAAGUUCGUUUGUUUUUAUUUACACUGUCGAUAGUUAAAAAAAGUCAACAAUGUCUUAUCUCUUCCGAUCUUAUCAAAAACUGUUGACAAGACAUCCUCUAGGAAUGCAAUCUUUUCAAGCUGGAGUUUUGAUGGGAUUAGGCGAUCAAAUUGCGCAAAAUUUUAUAGAAAAAAGACCAGUGAAAGAUUUAGAUUUUAUGAGAACUGCAAAAUUUUUUACCAUUGGCUUUGUCAUAGCAGGGCCAGCAACUAGAACGUGGUAUGGAAUUUUAGACAGACAUUUUGGAUCAAAAGGAGCCACAGCAGUAUUAAAAAAAGUAACUUGUGAUCAAUUUCUGUUUGCACCCACUUUCAUUGUAGUUCUACUUAGUGCAAUAGGAUUAUCACAAGGAAAUGACAUGAAAAGUAUUAAGUUGAAGUUAGAGGAUGAAUAUUUGGAAAUCUUGAAAAAUAACUACAAGUUGUGGCCUAUGGUACAGCUAGUUAAUUUUUAUCUUGUUCCAUUACACCAUCAAGUUUUAGUUGUUCAGUCAGUUGCAGUUCUUUGGAAUACUUAUGUAUCAUACAGAACCAACAGGGGAAUGCUGACAGAGAAUACUCAAUAGAGAAAAAAAUGCACAUUUUUUUCAAUUUUUUUUCUUUUAUUUUUGUAAAUCAUUAAAAAAGGAUGCCAACAAACUUAUUUAUUUAAUAGAUUGAAUAUUUCAACAAUAUUUCCAGGCAGCUUUUAUAUGCCAAUGUUUUUACUACAUUUAUAAAAAUUUCUCACUCCAUGAAGCACAAAGUACACUUCAAUAAGAAUAUUAGGUCAGUAUUUUUGUAUAUCACAAUUAUAAGAUGUAUACAAUAAAAUUAUUUAAAAAUAUAAUAUUAAUAAUA